Molecule: messenger RNA, 414 nt
Organism: Tetrapisispora phaffii CBS 4417
Lineage: Eukaryota; Fungi; Ascomycota; Saccharomycetes; Saccharomycetales; Saccharomycetaceae
Gene: MMS2
Product: E2 ubiquitin-conjugating protein MMS2
Exons: 2
Coding region: 1-414 (137 amino acids)
Biological process (GO): DNA damage tolerance; protein K63-linked ubiquitination
Cellular component (GO): nucleus
Source: RefSeq, a predicted model, not a curated record
AUGUCAAAAGUACCAAGAAGUUUUAGGUUAUUAGAGGAACUGGAAAAGGGAGAGAAAGGUAUGGGACCAGAAUCGUGCAGUUAUGGUCUAGCUGAUAGUGAUGAUAUCUCUAUGACUAACUGGAACGGGACGAUAUUGGGUCCGCCACACAGCAACCAUUCCAACAGAAUAUAUUCGUUGUCCAUUGAAUGUGGUCCAAGUUAUCCUGACGAACCUCCAACCUUGAAAUUCAUCUCAAAAAUUAACUUAAACUGUGUGGAUAGUGCUACAGGUGUAGUUAAACCAGAUUUCAAUCCAAUCAAGAACUGGAAAAGAUCAUACACAAUGGAAACUAUACUAUUGGAAUUGAGAAAAGAGAUGGCUCACCCAAGUAACAAAAUGUUGCCACAACCAAAGGAAGGAGAAACAUAUUAA